AUGAGUCUAUCCCGUUUGGCUUCAGCUGUCACCACUAACUUCGCCAGACCUAGGUUCUUUUCCCAGACCGCCAGAAUGACUCAGGCUUUGGACGCUUCGCUUUUGAAAAUCACGAAAACCACCUCCCCCAAGGAGAAGCUCCCCAACGACCAGUUGGUGUUCGGUAAGACCUUCACCGACCACAUCUUGGAGAUCGAGUGGACCGCCGAGAAGGGCUGGGGCACUCCUGAAAUCAACCCUUACCACAACUUCUCCUUCGACCCCUCCACCAUCGUGUUCCACUAUGGUUUCGAGGCUUUCGAGGGCUUGAAGGCUUAUAGAGACGGUUCCGGCAAGGUCCGCAUGUUCAGACCCGACAUGAACAUGAAGAGAUUGAACAAGAGUGCCGAGAGAAUCGCCAUGCCCACUUUCGACGGCGAGGAGUUUGUCAAGUUGGUCAGCAAAUUCGUCGAACUCGACCAGGACUUUGUGCCCAGGGGUAAGGGCUACUCCUUGUACUUGAGACCCACCAUCAUCGGUACCUCUGCUACCCUUGGUGUUGCUGUUCCCGACAGAGCUCUUUUGUACGUUAUUGCAUCCCCCGUUGGUCCUUACUACUCCACCGGUUUCCAGGCUGUUUCCUUGGAGGCCACCGACUACGCUGUGAGAGCCUGGCCUGGAGGAGUUGGUGACAAGAAGUUGGGUGCCAACUACGCCCCAUGUGUCAAGCCCCAGUUGGAGGCUGCCAAGAGAGGCUACCAGCAGAACCUCUGGUUGUUCGGAGAAGAGGGCUACAUCACCGAGGUGGGCACUAUGAACGUGUUCUUCGUGUUCAAGGACCCCAACACCGGCAAGAACGAGUUGGUCACUGCUCCUCUUGAUGGUACCAUUUUGGAGGGUGUCACCAGAGACUCUGUGUUGGCAUUGGCCAGAGCCAGAUUGCCCCAGGACAAGUGGACUGUCUCUGAGAGAAAGUUCACCAUUCAGGAAGUCAAGGACCGUGCUGCCAAGGGCGAGUUGGUCGAGGCUUUCGGCUCCGGUACCGCUGCUGUUGUCUCUCCAAUCAAGACGAUUGGCUGGAAGGGUGAGGACAUCAGCGUGCCAUUGGCUGCUGGCGAUGCCGGUGAGUUGACUGUCGAGGUUGCCGAGUGGCUCAGAAAGAUCCAGUACGGCGAGGAGGAGUUCGACAACUGGUCGAGAGUUGUGGCUUAG
Candidozyma duobushaemuli is the source of this 1191-nucleotide messenger RNA. It is a transcript of the gene BAT21, whose product is annotated as branched-chain-amino-acid transaminase. The coding region runs from base 1 to 1191 and encodes 396 amino acids. The record is from RefSeq and is a predicted model, not a curated record. Gene Ontology annotation, biological process: L-leucine biosynthetic process; L-valine biosynthetic process. The transcript has a single exon. Gene Ontology annotation, cellular component: mitochondrion. Lineage: Eukaryota; Fungi; Ascomycota; Pichiomycetes; Serinales; Metschnikowiaceae. Gene Ontology annotation, molecular function: branched-chain-amino-acid:2-oxoglutarate transaminase activity.